GGUUGCGAUUCGGAGCAGUACAGACCAACUGUUAUUGAUAUUUCCCCAAGCAGAGAACCUGCGCAAACAUUCCUAAAUUUCUAAAUAGUUUCAUUUCUCGGGACAGUGUAGCACAAAAUCUGUUCCCAUUGCAAUUGUCAUUUUUAAAAAGGUCUGCAAAAAAUUACUCUGCUCGAAUAGAAAAAAAAGGUGUUUUGAAAACGGCACUCACUCAAAAAGUCAUAUCGUAUUUCGAUUCGCUACAGUAGCAAGGUGUGUUGUUUCGAGAGUUUCGUGUUAGAACUAAUUCGUAAAACGUCACAAUGAAUUACUCGCUAACCGCAUUUCAAGAACCCAGGGGGGUGAUGAGAAUAUUGCAGUUUAUAUUUGCAAUAGUCGCCUUUUCGACAACAGCCAAUUUUUCGGUAGAUGUUACGUUCACUUGUGUUACAACAACAAAUUCUACGAGAACAGUAAGCUAUCCGUUUCGGUUUUCGGAAAAUGUCUGCACUGAGAAAUCCUCGAAUACCGCAUUCUGGAUGGCUGCUAAUGUCAGCUCUGAUGCCCAGUUUUAUGUGGCCACUGGUGUCCUGUCCCUUUUAUAUUGCAUUUUCAUCAUUGCUGUUUACGCCUUCCUGGACGAAGUUUACAAAAGCAAAAGUGAAGUUCCGCUAGCCGACUUUAUGAUUACUACAGUUUUGGCUAUAUUUUGGUUGUCUGGAAGUGCUGCCUGGUCGAAUGGUACGAGCGCAUUGAAGUCGGUGACCGAUCCCAUGUACUUGUAUAAGACUUGUGACGCGUGCAACGUCGUUACUACCAGCUUUUCGCGGCUCAACAUAUCAUUGAUAAUCGGCUUCCUGAACUUCUUUUUAUGGGCAUCGGAUUUGUGGUUUUUGUACAAGGAAACAAUUUGGUUCCAAGGCAGACAGGCAAACACCGCCACUGUAGGUACACCAACGGUGUAAAUUGACGGAAGGACUUUCGAACCGAUCUGGUCAAACCAAUAAGGGUGAGGUAAUUGAAGGGAAGUGUGGGGAGAGAAAACAAUUGAUUAAAUAAAGUUAUAAAAUGGUAAAAGAAAAACGUAUUCGGGUAGGAGAUUAUCAUCAAAUAUAGUUGAAAGAAUUAAAAAAAAUAAAUUUACAAAUUUCUAGCAAAGAUGAAGCUUAUUUGCGCAAAAAAAAAACAUAAUAAUAAUUCGUUGUCCCUAUAGAGUACCUACCAAAAUAUAGAAACUAAUAUUGUCAUGUUUGUCGGUUAAAAUGAGUAUCAAUAAGUAAUACUAAAAUCAUUGUACUGUACAUACAAGAAGGAACCAAAAAAUAAUUAUUAUCGAAAUUUGUUAACUUAUUGCCUGAAUAGGUUUUUGUAUUCUGUUUGUUAGAAACUUUUGUUCUUUGAUUUUGUACCUUCCCCACAAGUAUUUUUUGUUGUUAUUUAAUGUUAAUAUAAAUUCGUGAACGAAACGUUCAAAUUAAUAAUUACUCUGUUAUCAAAACAACUUCUUUUCCUCUAAUUUAUUUGAAAACUUAAAUGGUCUGAUGCGCAGCUAGUUGACUGAAUAUGCUGGAAGGAAAUCCCAAUACGAAAAGUGCAUAAUUUUCGUACAACAAUUUAUUGACUCUUCAGUUACUUUUUCCUUUUUGUGAGACAGCUACAUGCUCACUGACAUUAAACAUAUAUUUCAGUUACAUCGUUCCAGUAGAACCAUAUUAAAAAACCACAAUAUCGGUGGAUACAUUUGCAGUAUUUUCCCUUUCGUUAAUUCCUUGCUCAAACUAUAGUUCAAAUAAACGGCACAACCGAGUGAAAUCAUUUCAAUCAACAUAUCGUGUCCUUAAAGAUUUGUUUUUCGC
Messenger RNA from Bradysia coprophila, 1835 nucleotides. RefSeq names its product synaptophysin-like. Lineage: Eukaryota; Metazoa; Arthropoda; Insecta; Diptera; Sciaridae. The record is from RefSeq and is a predicted model, not a curated record. Gene Ontology annotation, cellular component: synaptic vesicle membrane; synaptic vesicle.